AUGAAGAUCUUGUGGCUGUGGUUGGUUGCUCGGGGCAUCGCUCGUGAAGAUGGUGCCGGAAAUCGUCCAUUAAUCCUGGUUCCAGGACUUACAGGCAGCGCGCUAGAAGUGCAGGAGCGUGAUGCGCCGAUGCCUCACUUCUGGUGCAAGCGCAGCACAUCCAACGAAUGGAUGCAGAUAUGGGUCAGCCCUGUGCAAACCUUGCCGUGGGAAAUCGAUUGCUUGAUGGCCCGGAUGUCUUUGACGUAUGAUGCUGCCACAGACGUCUAUUCGAAUUUGGCCGGUGUUGAAUUGCGAGCGCGUGGUUGGGGCAACGGCACAGCAAACGGCAAAACCCACAAGGACAUCUUGUACAGCUACCAGUUCGACACGAUGCUGCACCACUUGCAGCAAAACCUUGGGUACGAAUUGGGCACCGACGUGUUCCUUGCUCCAUAUGACUGGCGCUUGGCGGGUGAUGCUCAUUCCAAGCCUGCAAACGGGGUCGGCGGAUACUACCGGCAGCUGCAGGGUUUGAUUGAAAGGACGGUUCAGGCCGCGGAUUUGCUCGCAAUCAUGGUCAACGGUUCUUGUCACGUGCUGCAACAUGUGUCGUGUCUGAAUUGGAAAUGCACUUGUUGCCUCAGCUGCACAAAAUUCGCAUUGGGUCGAUUUGUUUCCAUAUGCAAACGCAGCACAGCGUUUGCCGUUGUGCGCAGUAUGGCGAAUUGCGUUUUUAUGUCGGUGAGAGGGUGUUUGUUGAUGGGUGUUGUGUGUUUCGUUGUCACUCGUACUCUCCAGACGACCACAAAACUAUCGCGGUUCCAUGUGGAAUGUUUCCGAUACACGGUAGUUAGUUAA
Symbiodinium sp. CCMP2592 is the source of this 840-nucleotide messenger RNA. The record is from the annotation of a GenBank genome assembly. NCBI's taxonomy places the organism in Eukaryota, Dinophyceae, Suessiales, Symbiodiniaceae.